Linum tenue is the source of this 2200-nucleotide messenger RNA. The record is from the annotation of a GenBank genome assembly. Lineage: Eukaryota; Viridiplantae; Streptophyta; Magnoliopsida; Malpighiales; Linaceae.
GGCCGCGAAAGAGAUCGAGAGAGAUGGGCAGCGGGAUCAUGGAAAGGCAUUCAAACCGACCCAACUGACGAUCUUCCACCUCCAGGCAAAGAAGAGGAAGAAGACGACGUUAAGGGAGGAGAAAGCUUCAUGCAUUGGAUAUUCCUAUAUUCUUGGUCUCACCUAGCUGCUUCCCACUUCCUUAUCUACCAUCACUUCGAUUGGUUUGUUCGAUUCCCAGAAAUUUCUUUCUUUAUUGGUGCGUCUGAUAGGUCUUGCACCGCUGGUCACCGAGAUUGUGUAUUUAUUAGGUGUUUUUUUAUUGCACUAAGGGUGUCGGUAUGACUCUUUCUGGGUUGAGAAUGAAAUUCAGUUUAUCCUACCUGUCUUGCUGUUUUGCUGAGAUUAGCUUGAAUACAAUUGCAGGCUGUAGGAUUGGGAUCCUUUCGGUUAGUUCAGAGCUGAAGAACAUUUGGGAUCUGCUUUGUUUGGGAGCCCUGAAACUGGAUCAAUUCUAAUCCAUUAGCCCAUUCUGAAAUUGGUUUGCCCAGAGGGUCUCAAAAUGGAAGAAGGCUUCAACUUUCUUAAGCUUUGGUGGAAUGGGUAUCAAAUAGAGAUCCACAUAUGCUGAUUUUGAAUAGGGUAGUACCAGAGUUUCUUUCUUCCAAUUCAUUGCUAAGUUUUAUAGUUGUGACGGUAUCAUAUCAAGAUGGAGGAUACCGAGGUCCGGGACUUGUUAAGUGAUCUUCCACACAGCAUCUUGGAGAGCAUUCUUUCCAGAUUGCCCAUAAGGGAUGCUGUAAGCUCAAGUAUCUUGUCAACCAAAUGGAGGUACCGUUGGACUACUCUUACCCAUCUAGUCUUCGAUGACAACUGUGUUCAAACCUGCAAUGAUCGGUCGCUGCUCGAGGGCAAUCUUAUAAGCUUCAUUACUAGGACAUUGUUUCUCCACCAAGGCCCUAUUCACAAGUUCCAGCUCAGUACUUCGUAUUUGCAAUGCUGUCCUGAUAUUGAUCAGUGGCUGCUGUUUCUUUCAAGAAGUGACGUCAAGGAAUUGGUUCUUGAACUUGGAGAGGGAGAAUGGUUCAGAAUACCUUCGUGUCUUUUUAACUGCAAGAAGUUGACCCGUUUGGAGCUAUGUAGAUGCGAAUUCGACCCACCGCCGAGUUUUAAAGGCUUUCUCUAUUUAAAAAGCCUCAAUCUUUAUCAGGUUCUUGUUGGUCCGGAGGCAAUCGAAAGCCUUAUCUCGAGUUGCCCGGUCUUGGAAAGUCUUUCAUUAUCGUAUUUCGAUAGUUUAGCUCUAACUGUUCGUGCUCCAAAUCUUAAGUACUUGUGCUUGGAAGGUGAAUUCACAGAUAUAUGCCUUGAGAAUACUCCACAAUUGCUUGCAAUGUCGGUUGCUAUGUAUAUGACUGAAGACACUGCUGAGCACUUUGAGCAAAGCUCCAGUUGCAACUUCAUGAAGUUUCUUGGUGGUGUUCCUCUUCUCGAGAGGCUUAUUGGCCAUAUCUACUUUACAAAGUAUUUGAGUGUAGGUAAUCGUCCAGGAAAACUCCAAAUUACAUACAGCCAUCUCAGAGUUAUUGAACUAUAUCAAGUUAGUUUCGAAGAUAUGAAAGAGAUUCUUGUUGUACUUCGCUUGAUCACCAAUGCUCCUAGCUUAACCGAACUCAAAAUUUCUGGCUCUUCACAUACCUCAGCUGCUACGGAAGCCACUGACUUGGCAUUCUGGGCAAAAGAAUGCCCUAAAGAUUGCACUUUUAAACAGCUCAAAUGUGUGACGAUGACUGAAAUGUCCGGUGUGCCCCACGAGAUGGAGUUCAUCAAGUUCUUGCUUGCAACUUCGCCAGUGCUGGAGGAGAUGAGCAUAUCGCCUUAUGUGUAUGUCGUGGACUGCAGAUUGAACAUGUUGAUCGAGUUGCUCAAGUUCCGCCGUGCUUCUGGUCAAGCUAAGAUCUUAUUCGUCCAAGAUUAACAUUUACUUACAUUUCAUGUGAACUCUGACUUCAGUGUUAAUUUCCUUUUUAUUCUUUUCAUUCUUGUAGAUAGACGAUAGUUCAUGCAUGCAUGCAGUUGCUCUUACUCUGUACAGACAGCAAUAAUACGGAAAUACCAGUUUCCUUUAACUUACUGAAUAAGAAAUGACUUAUCAAAAGAAGUUUGCUGCUAGUUCAUUUCUCUUUCGAUACAGAUCAAUUUAGGUGCUAAAUUAUAGAGUGUG